Messenger RNA from Meloidogyne enterolobii, 2762 nucleotides. Lineage: Eukaryota; Metazoa; Nematoda; Chromadorea; Rhabditida; Meloidogynidae. The record is from the annotation of a GenBank genome assembly.
UUUUUUUUAUAGAUUCAAAAAAAAAUUAUUUUUUAAUGUCAAAAAUCCCUGCCCCACCAGCCUCCUCAAAAAAGACAAAAGUUGUUGGAGGAAAUAUCAACAACGAUAACAACAUUGCCAGCACAUUUAAUAAUUCUAAUACAGGCUUUCUUAAACUCCCAGAUGAACAAAGCAGUCAAAGAAGGCUUUUAGCUAAUGAACAUCAUUUAAAGACAAAUGGUCGUCGUCGAAAUAGAAGCAGUUCCCCUUCACCUGAUAUAAAUAAUGAUGAUGAAGAUGAUGAGGACGCUGAAGAGGAAGAAGAUGAAAUCGGUGAUCUUCGAAUUGGAAAACUAAAAACAAAUGGAAGUAGAGUAAUGUUUAGCAAUAAUAACAGCAAUUCUUUACGGCCAAAUCUCUUGGAGGAAGGGGAGAAUGGGUUAACUAAUGGAUCUAGUAGUGAUAUGAUGGAUAUUUCUGAUGAUGAUGGUCGAGAAGGUUGGGAUAAUAAAAUGCAAUUUUUUAUGGGGGUGAUAUCCUAUGCUGUUGGAUUUGGGAAUGUUUGGCGCUUUCCUUUUUUGUUACAAAAGAAUGGAGGCGGCGCUUUUCUAAUACCUUAUCUUAUUAUGAUGGUAAUUGAAGGCGUCCCUCUUUUCCUUAUUGAACUUGGAAUUGGGCAAAAAUUGAGAACGGGGCCUGUGGGUGUUUGGAAUGCUAUACAUCCAUAUCUUGGGGGUGUUGGUGUAUCAGCAGCAAUAGUUUCCUACUUAGUUUCUCUUUACUACAAUGUUAUUUUAACUUGGGUUUUCUACUACUUGUUUAAAUCUUUUAGUUUUGAACUGCCUUGGAUUAAUUGCCCAAAAUUAGCAAAUGGUUCUAAUAUAACAGAAUGUGUUCAGUCUUCUACCCCUGCAAAUUAUUUUUGGAAUAGAGAAGCUAUAAAUACUUCUGAUUCAAUCGGUGAUUUUGGUGGAUUUACUUGGCAUAUGACUUUCUGUCUUGUUUUUGCUUGGUCUGUAAUUUACCUGUGUGUAAUGCGUGGUAUUAAAAGUAGUGGAAAAGUAAUGUACUUAACCGCUACUUUUCCUUAUUUUGUGCUCACUGCAUUUAUGUUCCGCUCAAUUUUACUGCCUGGGGCUACUGACGGUCUGAGAUAUAUGAUAACGCCGGAUCUUUCACGUUUAUGGGAACCUGAUGUAUGGUUAGACGCCGCUACACAAAUUUUUUAUUCUAUGGGUCUAGGAUUUGGAGGAUUAAUAGCUUUUGCUUCCUACAAUCCAGUCAAAAAUAAUUGUAAAAGGGAUGUCCUCAAAAUGUCGUUAGCCAACCUUUUAACUUCUCUCUACACAGCUUUUGUUAUUUUUUGUGUUUUGGGAUAUAUGGGAAGAAAAAAUUUUAAUUCCUGUAUUGAAAAGGAUAUGUCUUUAAUUCUUAAAGUUGCUCCAGGACUUUAUAAAAAUAUGGAAGAAAUUAAUGGAAAUAUUACAAUGGAGGAAUUCACCUCUUACAUGCAAUUUGAUUUCCGCGACAGCAAAUUUUCUGAAAUUAUUAACCAUCCAUCUUACAAAAAAUGUGAACUUGGAGAUAUCAUUUCUGAAGCAGCGGAAGGCACAGGAUUGGCUUUUGUUGUAUUUACCGAAGCAAUUAGUCAAUUUCCAUUUCCACCAUUUUGGGCUAUUUUGUUCUUUUUGAUGCUUAUGAUGCUUGGUCUAGGCUCUAUGUUUGGCACAUUAGAGGGAGUAAUUACCUCACUUAAUGAUGCUAAAAUGAUUAAACUUAGUCAACCUAUGCUUUCUUUAUUAAUUUGUGCAUCUUCCUGUCUUAUUGGACUUGUGUUUACUACACAAGCUGGACAAUAUUGGGUAUCAAUGUUCGAUCACUUUGCCGGAACUUAUGCAUUAAUGUGUGUUGCCUUUUUUGAAGUAGUUGCUGUAAUUUAUGUUUAUGGAUGUGAUAAUUUUGUAAGAGAUCUUCAAUAUAUGUGUGAUGAACAAAUUGGGAAUUUUUGGAAAAUUACUUGGCGUUUUAUUUCCCCAGUUAUUAUGUUUGUUAUUUUUGUUGCUUCAAUUUUCAAGUCAUUCACUAAAGUGCCUGAAUAUUCUGCUUAUGAUGCCUCCACGACUCAUCAACAUUUAGAGCCUUAUCCAACUUGGGCUCUUUUUAUUGCUUUUGGCCUUGUUGUAAUUGCAAUGGCCCCUGUCCCUUUUAUUUGGUUUGUCAGGAAAUUUAGAAUUUGGAGUGUUGAAGCUGACAUACCUGUGGCCUCAAAAUGCCUGGGAGCAACAGCUUCGACUACUUAUAUGCUUAGAAGCGAAAUGUCGUUUAAUCGAAUUUUAGAAUCUGCCAAUGCAGCUGAGCUUAGAAAUAUUGGAAAGAAUGGGCGUAAUAUGGGAAGGAAUGGUCAUAUUGGUGGCGGUUCAGCCCCUGUUUCAAGCAAACACAAACAUCAAACCCAUGAUUUUGAUUAUCAUCAAUUACCCUAUAAUAACCAACACCAUACAUGGCACAGUGGAAAUGCCCCUCCUAAACAUAAAUAUGCUCAAAGCUCAGAUACAGAUUUACCUUCAGCUACAAAAUCUGUUGAUACAACAAAUAAAAAAAGAAAAGGAAAUGGAAAUUCUACAGGAAAUAGUUUAAGUAACAGUAUCAAUAAAGCAAAAAAAGCGUUUUUAGCUGAUGGUUUCGUUCCCCGUUCAAACACUUUAAGUGCUCAACAUUCUAUGGAUUUGGAAAAACAACAGCAAAGUUGGACGCGUAAUCGACACAAAUCUUUUGAAAAAUGA